Messenger RNA from Gopherus flavomarginatus (Mexican gopher tortoise), 3019 nucleotides. It is a transcript of the gene SLC45A4, whose product is annotated as solute carrier family 45 member 4. Gene Ontology annotation, biological process: transmembrane transport. The record is from RefSeq and is a predicted model, not a curated record. The transcript is spliced from 9 exons. The coding region runs from base 654 to 3008 and encodes 784 amino acids. Gene Ontology annotation, molecular function: sucrose:proton symporter activity. Gene Ontology annotation, cellular component: membrane. NCBI's taxonomy places the organism in Eukaryota, Metazoa, Chordata, Testudines, Testudinidae.
GGUUUCCGAGGAGCCCGGUAUAAAGCGGCCGCUGCUGCCCGCACCCGUCCGCUCAGCCCGGUCCGACUCGCGCUGACCCGCCCCCGGGGAGCAGCCGGGCCCCGACCGACCCACCUGCCGCAGCCAGCCAGCCCCUCCGCGGCCACAGGGGCCAGGUACCGGGCAGAGGGGGAGACCCGGCGGCAGGGAUCUUCACUGCCAUCUAUUUACUAUGCCUCUCUGCUUGCACUGCUUGAGGAAGGGAAGCCAGCUGUUUUAAUGCCUAAACUGCUUGAAUACCAGAUUAAUCAGCCACUCGAUGGGGAUUAACAGUGGAGCACCUUUUUGUGUCGCCUUUUCACCUCUGCAUAGCAAGAAUAACAACUUCAGCACCUUGUCAAUAAUAAUUAUGAAACUGGUAUUAACUGAAUGGCAAUUAUGGAUUUUUAACUCUAAUUCACAGUAAACAUAGCAAGCCAUAUGUUGAAAUUCCUACUAAGUAGCUUCCUGUUCUUUGUUUCAUACCUACCUGAGAAGUUGUGAAAUACCUAUCUGUACAAGAGGAAUAUAAGCAUUACUUGCACCAGGAACACAACAGAAGCUGAAAGAGAAGACAUCUUAGAGAUAUGAUAGUAUUAUUUAUAGAGCUAUAAUAAAUAUAUAUUUUUAUUGUAAUGACAAUGGCUCCCCAGAAUGCUGACUCGGAAUCUAUGCAAGUUGAAGAGCUACCUGUGACAGAUCUUCAGAAACCAGCAAACAAAGAGAAUGAGAGUAGGGAGGAGACUAUUAGCGAAGGAUCCAUAAAUCGGAUACCAGUACGCCUGUGGGUCAUGCAUGGUGCAGUGAUGUUUGGCAGGGAAUUCUGUUAUGCUAUGGAGACAGCAUUGGUAACCCCGGUAUUGUUGCAAAUUGGUCUUCCUGAGCAAUACUACAGCCUCACUUGGUUCCUUAGCCCCAUCCUGGGCCUGAUCUUCACUCCACUCAUAGGUUCGGCUAGUGACCGCUGCACGCUGAGCUGGGGCCGCCGGCGGCCUUUUAUUCUUGCUCUCUGCGUUGGUGUCCUCUUUGGUGUUGCACUUUUCCUUAAUGGCUCUGUUAUAGGUCUGGCCAUUGGAGAUGUCCCAGACAAGCAGCCCAUUGGCAUAGUUCUCACAGUGCUUGGGGUCGUGGUAUUGGAUUUUUGUGCUGAUGCAACAGAGGGGCCAAUUCGGGCCUAUUUACUGGAUGUGGUGGACAGUGAAGAACAAGACAUGGCACUCAACAUCCAUGCCUUUUCAGCUGGUCUUGGAGGAGCCAUUGGCUAUAUGUUAGGAGGGCUGGACUGGAUGCAGACCUUCUUGGGUGACCUUUUUAAAUCUCAAGAACAAGUACUUUUCUUUUUUGCAGCCAUUAUUUUCUCUGUCUCUGUUGCUCUUCACCUUUUUAGCAUUGAAGAAGAGCAGUAUAACCCUCAGCAAGACAGAAUUGAAGAUGAAGCAGAUACACUUUCUAGUGUUAAGCUCAGUGGCAGCCUUCCACCUCUGAAUCGACUGAAUGUAAUUAGCGAGGAAGAUCCCUAUGGGACCUCUGUGUACCCAGAGGAGGUUCAGUCAGAGCAGGACCUUGAUAUGGAGUUCCUUGAGGUGGACAUCGUAAGGAGUAAGAGCGAUUCUGUUCUGCACAUGCCAGAUGCUACUCUGGAAAUUGAAUCGGAGCUGCUUUUCCUACAUGACAUUGAGCCCUCCAUUUUUCAGGACCCUUCAUACCCAAACACUCCCCUCAGCACCAGCCAGGAACUUCUGAAGUGCAAAUUUAACCGCCUGUCUGCUUUCCUCAGGGAAAAUGAAAAAGAGGAGAUGUUGCUUGAUAAUCACUUGAAUGAAGCCAGAGUCCCAAAUGGCAAUGGCUCCCUACCAAAAGAUCUCCUCAAUGGACAUGCUGGGAUUGGCAUGAAGCAAUCUAGUACUUCAAACUCCAUGCGCAGGCGAAGGCACAUGUUCUAUCGUCAGCCAUCUUACACUUUCUCCUACUAUGGCAAAAUAGGUUCUCACCGCUAUCGUUUCCGACGGGCCAAUGCCAUUGUCUUGAUCAAGUCCUCCCGCAGCAUGAAUGAUAUCUAUGACAUGCAGAAGAGACAGCGGCAGAGGUACAGGCACAGGAAUCAGAGUGGAACAACGAAUUCUAGUGGAGACACUGAGAGUGAAGAAGGGGAAACUGAAACCACAGUCAGACUUCUGUGGCUGUCUAUGCUGAAAAUGCCCAAUGAGCUCCUGAGGCUCUGCCUUUGUCACCUCUUAACCUGGUUUUCCAUCAUUGCUGAAGCAGUGUUUUAUACGGAUUUCAUGGGACAGGUCAUCUUUAAAGGGGAUCCCAAGGGUCCUUCUAAUUCUACUGAACUGCAUGCCUACAAUGCCGGAGUUCAGAUGGGCUGUAGGGGCUUGGUCAUUUAUGCUGCGACUGCUGCUGUUUGCUCAGCUUUACUACAAAAAUACCUGGACAACUACGAUCUUAGUAUAAAGGUGAUCUACAUUCUGGGCACGCUGGGUUUUGCUAUUGGAACUGCAGUGAUGGCUAUGUUCCCCAAUGUGUACGUUGCUAUGAUAAUGAUCAGCACUAUGGGAAUAGUCUCUAUGAGCAUAUCCUACUGUCCUUAUGCGCUUUUAGGACAAUACCAUGAUAUUAAAGAGUAUAUUCACCACAGCCCUGGGAACUCAAAGCGAGGAUUUGGCAUAGACUGUGCUAUCCUGUCAUGCCAGGUCUACAUCUCCCAGAUCCUGGUGGCCUCAGCACUUGGUGGAGUGGUGGAUCUAGUAGGCACAGUCCAGGUUAUUCCAAUGGUGGCAUCAGUAGGAUCCUUCCUGGGCUUUUUGACCGCUACAUUUUUGGUGAUUUAUCCUGACGUCACAGAGGACCCAAAGGAAGAACAGAAAGGACUGAGCCCUCCCAAGACCACCGAAAGCAAUAGUGUGGAUGCAGAGAAACCAACUGCUAUAAAGCUCUCACGUAAAGGGGCAGCCUCAUCAGAAUUGGAAAGCGAGUCAAUAGUUUGAACUGGUCGUUG